Messenger RNA from Aspergillus terreus NIH2624, 822 nucleotides. Its product is annotated as putative C6 transcription factor. Bases 1 to 822 code for a protein of 273 amino acids. The record is from RefSeq and is a predicted model, not a curated record. Lineage: Eukaryota; Fungi; Ascomycota; Eurotiomycetes; Eurotiales; Aspergillaceae. The transcript has a single exon. Gene Ontology annotation, molecular function: zinc ion binding; DNA-binding transcription factor activity, RNA polymerase II-specific. Gene Ontology annotation, biological process: regulation of DNA-templated transcription.
AUGCGCCCACCCCUCACAAAACGCGCCUGCGAUGAAUGCAUCGCCCGAAAGGUCAAAUGCAGUGGCGCCUGGCCCUGCAAUACGUGCUCCAGCGGCCCGAAACAGGUCCCCUGCACGUACCUCAAGCCGGCCCGGCGACGGGGCCCCAAGAUCCGGCGCGUCGCGGCGUCCGAGAACAAUGCCGGUCGGAUGCGACGGCGGUCGCCCGCUGAAGAGUCAUCGACUCGUGUUGCUAGAACUGCAGAGCCUGCUUCUUCGCGGGCAGAUGCACCAACCCGUUCGACGGUCGCGUCGUCGGUGCUGGUCGCCGUGGUGCGGCGGUAUCGCGACGCAUCGUUUAGCGUCUGGCCCGUGGUGAACGCGGAAGCGUUGCUGUCGCGGUUGGAGAAUCGUCCGAGUGAGACGCUGGACCGCCGCACGUAUGCCCUUGCAGCCGCGCUCUGUGCUGCGACGAUGGCGCAGCUGCAAAUGGUGCCGGUGGAAGAUGCCGACGGGCCAGUGGACAGUACGGUCCUAGCUGGGGAAAGCAUGCGCGUGCGCGAAGCGAGUAACUACCGUGAGAAUCUCGACGCGAGCAGCGUGCUCGUGUCGUUCUUCCUGCAUGUGUAUCAUGCGAAGAUCAACCGGCGCAAUGCGGCCAUGAUGUUCAUCCAGGAGGCGCUCUCGGGCGCGCGUAUCCUGCGACUCGAUGAGACGGUGGACGGGGAUGAGGCUUGUGGCGAUGAUGUGAUUGUCAAUCGGGAGGUCUUGUUCACGCUACUGUGGGUGUCGGAAAGGUGCGUAUAUUUUGCGAUGUCAGGUUCUACUGGACGGCUGGGCUAA